CUCAGAUACUGUGUAAGUUGUUGGAGUUGGAGAUAACUGAGCUUCAAAAUGGAGACUCUGACUGUGGAGUGCCAGUUGAAGUAUAAAUUUCGAGAUCUGACCAUUGAAGAAUUGAAGAGUGUACAUGAGUUGUACCCAAACAUCAGAUUCACCAUGAGCACCUAUACUUUCAAGGAUGGGUCCCAAAAAGAUCUGUUGAAUUUUAGUGGUACAGUUCCAGUGAAAUAUCAGGGUAAUUCUUACAAUAUUCCAGUUUGCCUAUGGAUUUUAGAUUCUCAUCCUUUUACUCCUCCAAUUUGCUUCUUGAAACCUACUGCAAACAUGGGAGUUUCUAUAGGAAAACAUGUAGAUGCCCGUGGAAGGAUCUACUUGCCAUAUCUGCAGCACUGGAGCCAUCCGAGAUCGACAAUCAUAGGCCUGACGGAGGAAAUGAUUGCAAAAUUUGAAGAGGAGCUGCCUCUGUAUUCAUUAUCAUCCACUGAUGCAGCCAGACAGUUGGAGUUACUCUCCUAUAUUGCAAAAAUCACUGAAGGUGAAAACAAUAUACAGUCCAAGGGAAAUGGGAAGAAAGAUGAUGGAAAGUUUAAUAAAGUUACAGUGAUUGGAUCAGGGGAUCUAGGCCUUGCUUGUGCACUGGCUAUAUCAGCAAAGGAUGUUGCUGACAAGGUGAUUGUCUUGGAUUGUUCAGAAGGUGCAGCAAAAGGAGGAACAAUGGACCUAGAGAUCUUUGCCCUACCAAAGAUAGAAGUCAGCAGAGAUUUUUCUGCCACUGCAAACUCAAAAUUGGUGGUGCUUACCAUUAAUUCUUUAGGCAAUGCUCAGUCGUACCUAGAUGUUGUACAAAGCAAUGUAGAACUGUUCAGAGGUAUAAUUCCAUCAAUAGCACAUUACAGUCAAAAUAGUGUACUGCUUGUAGCUUCGCAACCAGUGGAAAUAAUGACAUACGUGUCCUGGAAGAUGAGUGGGUUUCCUAGGAGCAGAGUUAUUGGUAUUGGCUGUAACCUAGACUCUGCAAGAUUCCAAUAUAUUGUUUCAAACAUAAUGAAAGCCCAAACCAAAGGCAAAGUUAAUUGGAUUAUUGGUGAACAAGGGGAAAAUAAAGUGACAGCUUGUAGCAGCUCUAAUUCAGCGGGAGAAUAUCAGAGUGAAGAUUUAACAGAUGAUAAUGCUGAUCAUCUGUUGGCCAACAGAGCCCUAGAAGUUCUAAAAGGCAAAGGUCAAAGAUCCUGGUCUGUGGGCUUGUCGGUAGCUGACCUGGCUGACAGUAUACUGAACGAUAAAAGAAAAGUGCAUUCCAUAUCAACUAUGGUAAAGGGCCACUACAAUAUAAACUGUGAAGUAUUUUUGAGUAUGCCUUGUGUACUUGGAAUCAAUGGAGUGACUGAAAUGAUCAAUCUAUCCGCUGAGAGUGCAGUAACAGAAAAGCUACAGUCAAGUGCUGCCUCAAUUCAUGAUCUUCAACAGCAGUUGAAACUUUGAUUACCAUGGAGCAUAGCUUCUGCCACAAAAUAGUGUCCUUUUUCAAUAUAUUUUGCAAUAUAUCAAAUAUUUUAUUACUUGGCUGCUGACCUGCCUGCCUGCUGAAAAAAUACUACACAACAUGGAAGCUGUAUCUUCAUUUCAGUGUAUUUAAUGGUAAGCAAAAGUCAAGAACCUCUCUGUGAAGGAAACCCUUACAACAAAAAUAAUUACAUAGGAUGGAAAUAUUUAAAUGGAGUAUGAAAAUGUAGUGUAUUUUGAUAGGAUACCAGCACAAAAAAUUAUUCUAGUUUCAUAUCCUAUAUUCAGUUGUACAUUUUUGCUAUAUUUUAUACUCUAAUUUUGUACUCUUGUCUUGCCUGUAAAAGGAGUUUCCGUAGCACAAGAAAUGUGUGCCUAUUUCUCCUCCUGAGAAAUAAAGGUUCUUUCACUACAUGACUUUAUUAGCUUCUCAAAAUCUCUCUCCAUCAAAAUGAGUUCUAAUGAGAGGUUUUCCGUCUACCAGGGUUGUUGUACCAUUGUAAAAGAUGUGCCAUUGCUACCUGUAACUGCUGCAGAGAACUGGUCAUGGAUGUAUAUGACACAUUUCUAAUUUCCAAAGAUGGAAAUUACUAAGAGCAAGACAUUAUCUAAAAUCACAGUUCAUAAUUCAGCUGGUACUAAUUUGUUAUUGCUUUUUGAAAGUUUAUACCAGCCAAUCAUUAGGAUUUGGAAAUGCUAUGGCACCAAAUUAAUUGAAGUUUGAGUCUGGGGUGAUAUCAGACAUAAAGUCUGUGUUGCCUUAACCUAGCUGAAAAUAUUUCUAGGGUCACUUUCUGUAACUGUUCCAAUCAGGGAGAUGGGAAUAUAUAAGAGAAAGCUAUGGUUAUUUCCAAAGAAGAUAUAUAAAAUGUACAUAUAUACCUCAUGAUUAGUUGUUUUGUUCAAGAAAUCAUAGCCAGAACCCAAAUGACAUUGUGUUUUGUGCAUGCAUAAGGCUGUUUGUCUCCACCUCCUGCUAUAGUCCGUCAUGUCUCUAAAAAGCCAUCCUGAAUCCUUAGGGAAAUCACACACAUAUACAUUAGUAUUAUCAGCUCCCACAGAAGGAUUACUAGAUCCUGGUCAGUACUUAUAAAUUGAGUAUGUGGGUACAGUACUGUGCAUGGAAAGACAGUAAGAAUAUAUUAAGGCAUAUGUAUACAUAACCACCUUGGAAUAACUGCCUCUUCAUCAAUGUGAGCUUUCUUGAACAUCAAAAUUCUUUUCUCAUGCUUCAAAAUACUGUACGUGAAGAGAAAAUUGUAUUACUAUUAAGUAAUUAGCCAAAAUCAAAUAAAUGAAAGAUCUAAAGUUUA
Pogona vitticeps (central bearded dragon) is the source of this 2813-nucleotide messenger RNA. The record is from RefSeq and is a predicted model, not a curated record. NCBI's taxonomy places the organism in Eukaryota, Metazoa, Chordata, Lepidosauria, Squamata, Agamidae.